Messenger RNA from Entrophospora candida, 558 nucleotides. The record is from the annotation of a GenBank genome assembly. NCBI's taxonomy places the organism in Eukaryota, Fungi, Glomeromycota, Glomeromycetes, Entrophosporales, Entrophosporaceae.
AUGCAACGUUCACGUUUUACUACAGAUGCACCAAUAACCUCUGCAUCAUCAACUUCAAAUUCGUCAAUUGGCAGCACUACUACAACUACAGCAUCAUUAAAUGCCUAUUUUUCAAAUGUAGAGGAAGAAUUAAAUAAAAAACUUGAUAAUGAAAUUGACCAAUUUGUUGUUUCGUUUCGUGAUAUUGUAAAAGGUUCAGGUAUCCGUGAAUCUAUUAGAGUACCUGGUAGAGAUACUGACAAAUCAGUUGAAAAAGAUAAAUAUAAAAAUGCAUUGGAUGGACUGGUAGAUGAAUUACGUGCAGCAAACAUGGUUCGAUGUUGUGAAAGUCUAUUGAGUUUGACACAUGAUUUAAAAACAACACUUUUAUUAAAUGAUACUCAAACUUUAUUAAAAUUGCGAGAAAAUCGUAAAAAUGAUUUACUUUCUCAAACUCAAAAGAUAAAAAACAAAGUACUGCAGCUUAAUGAAGCUGUCACACAAGCAAUUUGGGAAAUGGAAAGUGUAUUAGGAGGAGAAGGUGGCAGCAAUCAACAACUUGAUCCAAGUAAAAUGUAG